AUGAAAUCCUCAUCAGAGCUAUCUUCCACUGCAAUUUUCAAUACAGCCGAAAUUUGCGGUGUAAUGGGCAGAUACGAAGAGCAAACAUCGCUUCUCCAGUUAUAUGCACGCUUAGAAAUUGGUAUCCGUAACCAUGGCUCCAUUUCUACCCUUUACAAACUUGCAAGAUUAUCUCUCGAAGAAGGGGAUGCGCAUACAGCAGUCGGGAGGUACCAAUAUAUACUUGAUGAAUGUCGUGCAUUAGGUAUUGACGUUCCAAGUCCCACUUUCUUCGUUGAAUUCGCUCAUGCUUUAAAUUUAAUUUCGGAUUACACUACAGCCCUUAAUAUUUUGCCACCAGAUGAUCACAUUAAAAGUACUUUAGCCAGAUCUGUUUGUGGUCAUACUCUUUUCUUGGCAAAACGCUAUGAUGAGUGUUUGAAAAUGAUAUCCGACAUCCAAACAUCGGAUGCGAUCACGAAUCAAGCGAUUCUUAAGUACAUAUCUGAUGACGAAAGAGGAUCAAUUCAAAUUCUGGAACAAGCGAGAAGAAGAUUUCCAUCUGAAAAAUCAAUAAUGAGAACAUUAGUUUUGAUAAAAUAUGCCAAGCCAAAUACAAUCAAAAGUGGCUGUAUGAUGUGGCUAACUUAUCUUGGUUAUCAGCUGAAUUAUGAAGCUGAAUUUUAUAAUGACGUAGUAACUAGAUUGACGUUGGCAGGAAGCCCUGAUCCUGUUACUAUUUCUGCAUUGAGUUUUAUUGCUCAAGAAAAAUCUAAAUAA
This is a messenger RNA of Trichomonas vaginalis G3, 759 nucleotides long. Its product is annotated as TPR-like family. Gene Ontology annotation, molecular function: protein binding. The record is from RefSeq and is a predicted model, not a curated record. NCBI's taxonomy places the organism in Eukaryota, Parabasalia, Trichomonadida, Trichomonadidae. The transcript has a single exon. The coding region runs from base 1 to 759 and encodes 252 amino acids.